AUGGCUACCGUGGACACUUUACGGCCUUCCGUAAUUGAAAGUAAACUAAGUGCAAUUGAAUCAAAACUGAGGAACCUUCAUCUCAAUGGCCAUGUUGGAUUUGAUAGUUUGCCUGACCAACUGGUCAAAGAAUCCGUGGCACAGGGGUUUUGUUUUAACAUCCUAUGUUUGGGAGAAACUGGCAUUGGAAAAUCUACUUUGAUGGAUACCCUUUUCAAUACCAAUUUUGAUUCCACUCAAAGUACUCAUGAUCUUCCUGGAGUGAAGCUGAAGUCUAAUACUUAUGAAUUGCAAGAAAGCAGUGUAAGACUAAAGUUGACUGUUGUUGACACUGUUGGAUUUGGGGAUCAAAUCAAUAAGGAAGAUAGCUGGAAACCAAUUGUAGAUUACAUUGAUGCCCAGUUUGAAUCUUAUCUACAAGAAGAAUUGAAGAUUAAGCGCUCUCUUCAUACUUAUCAUGACACCAGAAUUCAUCUUUGUUUGUAUUUCAUUGCACCAACUGGUCAUUCUUUGAAGGCUCUUGACCUGGUGACCAUGAAAAAACUGGAUAGCAAGGUGAACAUAAUUCCUGUCAUUGCAAAGGCUGAUACAAUCACUAAAGUUGAACUGCAUAAGUUCAAGGCAAAGAUAAUGUGUGAACUGAGGACCAAUGGUGUUCAAAUCUACCAAUUUCCCACUGAUGAUGAAACUGUGAAAGAGAUGAAUGCCACCAUGAAUGGCCACCUUCCAUUUGCUGUGGUUGGUAGCAAUGAUGAAGUUAAAGUUGGAAACAAAAUGGUGAAGGCAAGGCAGUAUCCAUGGGGCACAGUCCAAGUUGAAAAUGAGAAUCACUGUGAUUUCGUGAAACUGCGUGAAAUGCUUAUCCGAACCAAUAUGGAGGAUCUGAGAGAGACUACACACAAGACUCAUUAUGAACUUUAUCGGAGACAUAAGCUAGAAGAAAUGGGUUUCUCUGACAAUGAAUCUAAGAGCCUCUCAGAGACCUAUGAAUUAAAACGUCAGCAGCACUUGUCUGAACUCCAGAAAAAAGAGGAGGAAAUGAGACAAACAUUCGUUAUUCGUGUCAAGGAAAAGGAAGCUGAACUAAAGGAUGCUGAAAAGGAGCUUCAUGCCCGUUUUGAAGCUUUGAAAAAACAGCAUAAUGAAGAAAAGAAAAAGCUGGAAGAAAGCAAACCAAAAUGUUUUGUAUUAUCAUUCUCCUCUUCUUUUUCUCUCUCUCCUUUAUUCUGUUUCCUUCUUUCAUGUAACUUCAGUAUCUGUCAUUGUUUUAAUGUGCAAUAA
Molecule: messenger RNA, 1281 nt
Organism: Acanthosepion pharaonis
Lineage: Eukaryota; Metazoa; Mollusca; Cephalopoda; Sepiida; Sepiidae
Source: the annotation of a GenBank genome assembly